AUGUACAACACCAAGUGCUACGACACCAUCAUCCUCCUCCUUGACUCGGUCGUGCCAUCUUCCACCAACCGACGCGCUCCAGAGCACGUUAGGAAGUUAAUACCUGGCACUAGGGAUGAAAUUGGACCAUGCGCUCCAGAGCAGGUCCUCUCCGACGCGUCCACGUUCAUCUGGAACACCUUCAACCAGCCCAGCCCCGCCACGGUGACCCUCGUCGUCGAGGACAUCGGCGGCGUGGCCUUCACGAGCGCCAACGGGAUCCACCUCAGCGCCCAGUACGUCGGCAACUACUCCGGCGACGUGAAAACAGAGGUUGGCAACUAUCUGAAAGUUUCGCAGGUCACCGGCGUGCUGUACCACGAGACGACGCACGUGUGGCAGUGGAACGGGCAGGGGCACGCGAACGGCGGCCUCAUCGAGGGCAUCGCCGACUACGCCCGGCUGAAGGCGGGGUACGCCCCGGGGCACUGGGUGAAGCCGGGGCAGGGAGACCGGUGGGAUCAGGGGUACGACAUCACGGCGAGGUUCCUGGACUACUGCGACUCGCUGAAGCCGGGCUUCGUCGCGCUGCUCAACGCCAAGAUGAAGGACGGCUACACUGACGAUUUCUUCGCUCAGAUCCUGGGGAACACCGUGCAGCAGCUGUGGCAGGACUACAAGGCCAACUACGCGUACCAAUUUUCAGUUGGCAAUUGGAACGAAUGGCCCACGAAUAUUUAUGACCCCGCUUCCCAUUGGGCCCAAACCAAUCCUCCCGUUUCCUUGCACUCCCUUCGAUUUUCUUUGUUUGUUUGA
Molecule: messenger RNA, 795 nt
Organism: Miscanthus lutarioriparius
Lineage: Eukaryota; Viridiplantae; Streptophyta; Magnoliopsida; Poales; Poaceae
Source: the annotation of a GenBank genome assembly